UGAGGGUAGCUAGUAGUGCUAGUAACUAACAGGAUCAACCAGUGAGCGUAUUCGUCAGCUAAUAUAUAAACAUUCAAUCGUAACCUACCAUGUCUCAAAACGUUCCGUUUGUUCUCGCUAAGAAAGUGAGAGCAGCCGAAAAGAAUCACAGUCAUUCUCAUGAGCCUGGUCAGGAACAUGGCCAUACGCACGAAGCGAUGCAAAGACAAGGCGACUUCCAUUCAAGGCCACGAGCCUCCAAAAGGACUGACUUCGCUACGCGGGCCUUUACCGUCGGCAUCGGUGGCCCUGUCGGGUCAGGAAAGACAGCUCUCACUCUUCAGCUGUGUCGGCUGCUCCGCGACCAAUACAGCCUGUGUGUGGUAACCAAUGAUAUAUUCACUAGAGAAGAUUGGGAAUUUCUGGUACGAAAUGAUGCCUUGCAAGAAGAACGAAUGCGUGCAGUGGAAACAGGAGGCUGCCCGCAUGCUGCCAUUCGUGAAGACUAUUCAGCCAACAUGGACGUGAUCAAAGAACUAACGCUUAAUUUUCACCCGGAUCUCAUCAUCGUCGAAUCAGGUGGAGACAAUCUCGCUGCAAAUUUCAGCAGUGAGCUUGCUGACUACAUCAUCUACUGUAUAGACGUAGCAGGUGGGGAUAAAAUUCCUCGAAAAGGUGGACCUGGAAUUACCGAGAGUGAUCUAUUGGUAAUCAAUAAGACUGAUCUAUCGGAAGCUGUUGGAGCGGACAUGUCUGUAAUGAUUCGAGAAGCUAAUGUAAUGAGGUCCGGUGGGCCAACCCUUCUAACCCAGGCUAGGCACAACGUAGGUGUUAAGGAAGUUGCCGAGCAUAUUCUGCAGUCUUUACAGAACAGCCGUGCUAAAUAAGAACCAAAUGAGGCAGAAUGAUGCGCUUCUAUAUCACGGAAAGCAUUGUUGUAUGCUCAAGCGCCAACAUGGCAAUAUGAAAAACAGUGUACACAUAAGAAGCAAUGUUGUUGCGUCUAAUAAAAUGCUAGAGCAGUUUCAGGCGUGAAAUUCGACAUGUGAGCAGAAGGAUUUGAAGUCCUAUUUGUAACGUGAAAACGACAAUCAAGAAAAUAAAAAUGAGAUAUAUAC
Varroa destructor (honeybee mite) is the source of this 1097-nucleotide messenger RNA. RefSeq lists its product as uncharacterized. The record is from RefSeq and is a predicted model, not a curated record. Gene Ontology annotation, molecular function: nickel cation binding; GTPase activity. Lineage: Eukaryota; Metazoa; Arthropoda; Arachnida; Mesostigmata; Varroidae. Gene Ontology annotation, biological process: urea catabolic process.